Molecule: messenger RNA, 2853 nt
Organism: Lasiodiplodia theobromae
Lineage: Eukaryota; Fungi; Ascomycota; Dothideomycetes; Botryosphaeriales; Botryosphaeriaceae
Product: Lipopolysaccharide-modifying protein
Exons: 4
Coding region: 1-2853 (950 amino acids)
Source: RefSeq, a predicted model, not a curated record
AUGCCACUGGCGCUGCCGCCGCACGUAGCGCACCUUCAGUCCUUCUCCGCGCGCUCGCCGACUGCAAUCGUUGCCGCUUUCCUCGUCUCCUCCGCUCUCUCCGCUCUCGCUCAGUCGCCCGAGCACUCGCUGCUCAUCGCCGCCGUUUCGUGGGCCCUGCUAUGGACAUACAGUAGUGCGCGCAUCGGUCUCUGGACCGGUUGGGAUAAUGCGCUCAGGAGGCGGUACAGCUGGACCGCCGGCGCUCUGCUUGCUCUUGCCGCAGUCUGCGAGCAGACGGCACACGACCAGGAAGGCAUAUGGUGGACCAAGGCGCUCCUUCCAGCAACGCUGUGUGCGCUGCGCUCCGCCGAUGUCGUCGCCCGCAGCUCCCCUUUCAUGACCAUCGAGGACCUCCAGGGCCCGGACGCCGGCCGCUACGACAUUUCGAACCGGAUGCUGGCCGUGCUGACUGUGGCAGGCGCAGGCGGGCUCAGCGUCGCAACAAUCCUGCCGCAUGUGCUGGCCCUGUCGCUGUGCAGCGCGCUUCUGACCAGCAUUGCGCUGCUGGUCAUCGAGCAUGCCAUAACCUCGAUCAGGGACUACAAGCCAAGCAUGAGUAACGGCCCGUCGCCCAUCAUCCCGAUGCGGCCUCGUUCCAACACCGUGAUCCGGUCUGACGCCUGGUUGGUGUCCCUGAGGGAUACGUCGGCCGUCGUUGCGCCCGCCUGCUUCGUGCUUGCCUUCAUCGUCGAGCGCAGUUUCAGGACCGACACGAUAUACCACGGAUUGAAUAACGAUGACGCAGUCGGCGUCUGGGAGCAUCCGGGAUGGCUGUGGGCGCUGCAGUAUGGGUUGCAACUAGCCUCUAUGUCUGCAGUCAAGCACUUGACGCUCUUCUCGAUGAUCCGCCAGGCUGGAGCUUUUCCUACUGCCUGCUCGACGGUGGCUGCCCUUCUCGUUGCUCGUUCUUAUGCUGCUCCGUCCUUCACGAGCUUCUGGUUCGCUUUCAUCUACAGCGGUGCCGGCGCUCUAUCCUUGUUCAACCCUCCGGCCGGCAGCAUGGUGCUAGCUAAACAGUUUCUGACCGUGCUAUCGGUGGUCUCCUUCGUUUUGCUUAGCAUAGGUUAUUUGCGCCAAUCGGUUUCGAAGUUCGACCCCCUCUACGGCGCCGCGCCCCAUGAUCAAAACACCGAAUUUGCGCCACCAGGCGAUGCCCUCCGCCCGCUUGCGCUCCCUUCGCCCGAUGUGCACCCUAUCGAACAUUUGGUCAAGGGCGCAGAAAAGAACUGGGAGCAAGUAUUGUCACGCCAAUCGCAAACCCUGGGCGAUGCCGUGGCCGAGUACCGACGGCGCUAUGGAGUUCCGCCGCCUCCCAACUUCGAUCGGUGGUUUGAUUUCGCGAAGAGGAAAGGCGUCCCGCUUAUCGACGAUGGCUACGACUCGAUCUAUCAUUCAUUACUACCGUUUUGGGCGCUGGAACCGGCUACAAUCCGCUCCCGCGUCAGGGAAGCCAUUGGCCAUAGUGAAAAUGCUCUUAUCGGGUUGUUGAUCAGGGACGGCCAAGCUACGCACGUCGAAGGCGGCCAAGAUUGGCAGAGAGAGGCGACGUUGGGUAUGAUGAAAAGCUUUCUCGCUUUCCUUCCGGACAUGGACCUUGCUUUCAACAUUCACGAUGAGCCCCGCGUCGUUGUACCGAAUGACGAGCUGUCCCGCCUUGUGGAACGUGCCAAGAAUGCCCGCACGUCUGUGGCUUCAGCCAUCGAGCCGCCGAAGAAUCAGUUCUCUAAGCGUCCGAAAGACAUGAACAGUGGUAAACGAAUUGAGGAAGUCAAAACGACCCGCUUCAACCGGUUUGCGCAUCAAGGAACUUGGACACAUUCUCGCCUCUCCUGCCCGCCAGAAAGCCAAUCGCGGAGCCUCGACGAACAUCCAAAGGAUAACUUGACCGCGUAUGCCGCCGGUGAUCUUGGCUUCAUCUACAAUGCUUCAGCCUUCUCGGACAUCUGCAACUCUCCUUCGUUAUCCUCUACUUUCGGUUUCUUCGACCGGCCAAAUGCCUUCAAUCUCGUACAGGAGCUCUUCCCCAUCUUCUCGCAGAGCAAGAUAAGCAGUUAUCAGGAUAUCCUGUACCCAAGUCCGUGGUACUGGUACGGGAAGGUGCCGUACGACAGAGAACGGGAACUUGCAUGGGAGGACAAGGCAGACAGCCUUUACUGGCGAGGUUCAACAACCGGUGGAUUCAGCCGUAACGGUGGCUGGCGCCGCCAGCAUCGCCAACACGUGGUUUCUCGCUUGAACGAGCCCGGCAAAGCCAACAUCAUGGCGCUGCACGACGAAGGUAACGGCCCCGUUUGGGCUCCCAAGACGGUGUCUAGGAAGGACUACGCGGAACUCAUGGACGUCCACUUCUCGCACAUUGGCCAGUGCGACCCUGGUGACUGCGACGCCCAGCGGGAGUACUUCAAGCUGGCACCGGCAGCGGACCAGCAGGACGCCUGGUCGUACAAGCAUCUUCUCGACAUGGAUGGAAAUGCUUUCAGCGGACGCUUCUACGCUUUCCUCCAGAGCAAGAGUAUGGUGUAUAAGAUGGCCGUCUUCCGCGAGUGGCACUCGGAUUGGCUGCAGCCGUGGCUGCAUUAUGUUCCCCUCUCCCUGCGGGGCGACGAGUGGCUUGAGACUAUCCGUUUCUUCUCGAGCAGUGAUGGAAGCGACGGCAAGAAGGUGGCUAAGAAGAUGGCGGACGAGGGGCGCGACUGGGCGGGGAAGGCGUUGAGGAAUGUGGAUUUUGAGGCUUGGUUCUUCAGGCUGCUGCUUGAAUACGGCCGCCUCAUCGACGACAACAGAGAUACGAUCGGAUACCCCGGCCCUUGA